This is a messenger RNA of Neogale vison (American mink), 820 nucleotides long. It is a transcript of the gene BCL7A, whose product is annotated as BAF chromatin remodeling complex subunit BCL7A. Lineage: Eukaryota; Metazoa; Chordata; Mammalia; Carnivora; Mustelidae. The record is from RefSeq and is a predicted model, not a curated record. The transcript has 7 exons. The coding region runs from base 23 to 718 and encodes 231 amino acids.
GCGGCUCCGGCUUUGUGUAACCAUGUCGGGCAGGUCGGUUCGAGCCGAGACCAGGAGCCGCGCCAAAGAUGAUAUCAAGAGGGUCAUGGCGGCUAUCGAGAAAGUGCGCAAAUGGGAGAAGAAGUGGGUGACUGUGGGGGACACAUCCCUGCGAAUCUACAAGUGGGUCCCUGUGACAGAGCCAAAGGUGGAUGAUAAGAACAAGAACAAGAAAAAGGGCAAAGAUGAGAAGUGUGGCUCCGAGGUGACCACACCGGAGAACAGCUCCUCCCCGGGAAUGAUGGACAUGCACGAUGAUAACAGCAACCAGAGCUCUAUAGCAGAUGCCUCCCCGAUCAAACAGGAGAACAGCAGUAACUCAAGCCCUGCUCCAGAGCCCAACUCAGCCGUGCCCGGCGAAGGCACUGACGCCAAGGCAGACGAGGCCCAGGCCGACGGGAAGGAGCUUCCUGGGACCGAAGAUGCUUCUGACGAGCAGAAUUCGCAGUCUUCAGUGGAAAACUCGGUGAACAGUUCAGAGAAAGUGGAGCGGCAGCCAUCUGGAGACGCGGGUCUGGCUGCGGAGAUGUCGGCAGCCUCUCAGGUACCUCGAUCAAGGUCUCAGAGGGGCAGCCAGAUCAGCCGGGAGCCCGUUGGGGUGUCGGGGGAUUUGGAAGGAGUGCCCCCCUCGAAGAAGAUGAAACUGGAGACCUCGCCACAGAACUCUGAAGAGAUGUAGACCCUGUGUUCGGUCCUGCUGUCCACGCCCAUGGGGGAGACACCUGCAGGCUGAAUCCCAGAACGGCUUCACCUGCGCGGAUCCUCUCGGGCGCGGACAGAA